AUGAGUGAAAGUAACACGGAUGAUGGUGCAGAUGAAGUGAAAGUCUUCCGAAGGAAUGAUGCGGACGAUAUCGAAACAGCACAAUCAUCGCAUCAACUUACCGAAGACAAAAAAGAUGUUGCUUUGGAAACUGAAUAUGAAACGCAUCCUCCAAAUAUUAUUGGGUCAAAGCAAGGUGCAUUCGUUAAACCAUCGCCAACAUUUCCAUCAUUUCCAUCAGCAACAUUAUCGCCUUCUUAUUCAUCACUACCAUUGUUUUACCCUUUUUUUCUUCCGGGUCAACCAUCUUAUGGAAUGCCAUUUCCUCGAAUGCCUACUACACCGAUGGACGCACGAGCUAUGUCGCCAAGUUAUGCUGCUUUCAUGAUGCAUCAAGCGGCACAAAUAUCACCCACUUACGAUAUGUAUCGAAAUUUUGGAUUUGGUCCUGGUUCACCUUUGCAGGGAAAUCCAGCUGCGGCUGCAGCUGCUGCUGCCGCUGCCGCCGUGAAAGGUGGAAAUCCUUUCACUGCUGCAAGUAUGAUGCGUAAUAUAACGGCUGCUACUCCACAUCCGCUAAAUUCAAUUAACCAGAUGCGUUUGCCGCAAAUGAGUUCGCCGAUAACUUCAAUGGCUAGUAGUUUAGCUCAAGCUUCAUCUGGUGCAAAUACACCAAAGCGUACGAAAAGUAGCGAAAAUAAAUUUAAUAAGGAGCGCCAUAUUAAGAAACCUCUCAAUGCUUUUAUGUGGUAUAUGAAAGAAAAUAGGCCAAAACUCAUGGAGGAAUUGGAUUAUAAAGAACGUCAAAGUGCUGAAUUGAAUAAAGAACUUGGCAGGAGGUGGCAUGAUUUGCCGAAGGAAGAACAGCAAAGGUACUAUAAUUUGGCAAAAGAAGAUCGUGAACAACAUAUGCAGAGGUAUCCUGGAUGGUCAGCUCGCGAAAAUUAUGCAAUUAAUAAGAAAAAGAAGAGAAAACGUGAUAAGUCGAUUGAAAAUGGUGAACAGAAGAAAUGUCGAGCAAGAUUUGGAGUUUCCAAUCAAGAUCAGUGGUGCAAACACUGCAAAAGGAAGAAAAGAUGUCUUUGGUAUCGAGAAGCAACUUCACCAUUAGGAGUUGUUUCUUCAACAACACCAGGAACGCCGGGCACACCUUCAUCACUAUCUGGUCCAGGAAUGGGAGCAAUAAGCAAUCGUGAUUCUGAGACUGAUAGUGAUGUCGAAGGCGAAAAUAAAUCGACAGCUCGUGCAAUACUCGAACAAGUUGCGAAUGAGCAAACGAAAACCCUUUUAUGUCAAUGA
Molecule: messenger RNA, 1278 nt
Organism: Dracunculus medinensis (Guinea worm)
Lineage: Eukaryota; Metazoa; Nematoda; Chromadorea; Rhabditida; Dracunculidae
Source: the annotation of a GenBank genome assembly